Molecule: messenger RNA, 2428 nt
Organism: Clupea harengus (Atlantic herring)
Lineage: Eukaryota; Metazoa; Chordata; Actinopteri; Clupeiformes; Clupeidae
Gene: ccdc138
Product: coiled-coil domain containing 138
Source: RefSeq, a predicted model, not a curated record
UACACAGAUUGUUAUGCUUUUUAUCAGUAUUCUUAUAUUCGUGUCUAAAUGUCUAAUUCCACUGGACGUUAGUGGCUUAUGAGCUAUGAUGAAAAGGUCAAUAGUACAUCUAAGAUAACGUUUCUGUGGCAUAUACAUUUAGGAGGCAAUACAUGUAAAUUUGAUAGAUUCGUUGGUGACCUGGAAGUUCAAUAAACCUGCUUCCGGGUAAAAGUCUCACUGAAGCGGCUGGUUUAAAAAUCCUAAUGUCGCUAGUCAGGUAGCUCACCUUGCCUCCGUUAUUAAUCUACAAUGAACCAGUCAUCAGACACUGACAUUGAUGCCAAAGUGGAAGAAUUGAAGAAGAAGUAUCUGGAAAAGGGACAGCUGACUACCACAAGCACCGAAAACAAAUCAACACAAGAUACCAAAAAGGUUACGAGCAAGGCGUGGAAGUCUCCAACCAGUCGUUGCUACUACCGCGAGAUCAAAUCCCACAAUAAAAACUUGCAAGAGCUCUGCAAAGCUGUCAGAAGUUUCCCACUGCGGCUCGACAGUAAUCACGUCUGGGAUGAAAGUGAUAGUGACUUGAACAUUGAAUACACUGACUCGGUGUUAAAUGUCCAGUGUACAGAGACGGAUGUGACCCUAUCUUCCAACUUGGGGCACUUGUCAAGUCCUUCUGAGACACAGCAUGUGGGGGAGAGACUUAAAAAUCCGCACUCCCCACACAGUCCCUCCUCUGCAUCGGGCCUGGGACAUGUCUAUCAGGAACUAUUAGAGAUCUAUGAAAAGUUGCAAGUGGAGCGCCUCAAUCAGCAGCAAUGGGCUGCCAAGCUUCUGAAACAAGAGCAGAAACUGGAGCAGAGGGAGAACCUGCUGCUGCAACAUCAACCAACCCUGCACAAGGUGUGUGGGGUGAAGGGGGAGGUGCAUGACCGCGUCCGUGCACUACAGCAGCAACAUCAAAUUGAACUUGACCACUUAAACUCUGCUCUCAAGGAGAAGACCAAAGAUAAUAAGAGGAUCAGAUCAAGCUUUGACACAAUCAAAGGGUUAAAUGAAUCCAUGAAAAAGCAGCUAAUAGAUCUUGGUGAACAGAGAAAGAAGUUAGAGGACCAGGUCAAGAAAGCACACGCGCGUCUAGAGAACCUUCAGAGAAAGUAUGACUACGCAGUGGCACAUAAAGGACGGGACAAUAUUGCUCCUAAAUUUGAAGUGAAACCCUCCAAGCCUGAUAAGGCUGUACCUACUGUGAGAACUGCAAAGAUCCCAGGGGGCAGCACCUCUGGGAAGCUCUUGGCCCUCCUUCUGGACUGGGUUUUGGACAGCCAGCUGCUCCAGGCCGGUGGGGGAGACAAGAGCACUCCUUUUCCGUUGGAUAUGCCUCCCUCGGCCACUUCCCUCCAUGAGAGGUGUGCAAAGGCUUUGCCAGUCCUGACCGAACAACUUCAACAGGCUACUGAGGUCAACUCACCCUUCCAUCUACCGCUACUUCAAGUCAGCUACUGGUGCUUGAAGCAGCUGGAUCUGAGCUCCCAGCAGACCCCCUUAACAUCCACCUUGCGGAGAUUAGGAGAGGAAAUGACUAAAGGCUCUCUAGACCCUGGUGUUCCCAGCAAGAGCAGGCCCUGUCCUCUCUUCAGAAGCCCAUGCCUUCACACAAGGUUCCUGUCAAUGCUGAUCAUCCUCAAAACCAUCACUCAGGUGAACACUCUGGCGCAGGCUCUGGAGGCUCUGCUGGUGGAGCUGAAGGCGGAGGAGGGCCAGGCUCUGUUCCUGCAGUACCAGGCCCUACCUGUGGUCUCGGCACUCCUCAGGGGGGGCAACGCCGGCCUGCUGGCCCCUGCAGUGGACGUCCUCAUGCUGAUGUGUGCAGAGUCCUGGAUGCAGACUCACUUCCUGGAGGCCUGCAGCACGGAGGACUUCUUCCGCACGGCAUCGCUGCUGCUGCACAACCCUCGGCUGCAGCUGCCCGUCCUGGAGAAGGUGGCCAUGCUGCUCCAGAGGCUCUCUGCCAUCAGGUCAGGAAGAACAAGAGGCUGUUUGAGGCGUUCACACUGCACCUCGUGCUGCAGGAGAAGCACAGGACCGUUGACCCGGCCCACACCUUCCUCAGCAUCAAUCUCAACUCCAUCCUCUUCAACCUGGGCAUGCUGACACGGCCGUAGAGACACUGUCUUUUCCCCCAGCUCGGUGCACUCGAAUCCUGGAGGUCUACUUUCCUAUGAAGGAAUUGUGAUUUUAAAUAUGACAUUAAGUUAUGUACGUUAAUAAAACCUUUUGUAACAAUUUUGUAACUGGAUGUAUUUUAAGCACUCAGUUUUCCGCAGCAUAGUUGCCGCUCCUGCUAUUUGCUGUAGGUCCUGUGGCCUUGGAGAAUCACAAUCAUGUGUGUGUGUUUUGUAUUUGUUUUUCAUAGGCCCUGUGUUAAUUAAAGGCUUCAAGA